Amborella trichopoda is the source of this 1492-nucleotide messenger RNA. It is a transcript of the gene MBAC1, whose product is annotated as Mitochondrial substrate carrier family protein. NCBI's taxonomy places the organism in Eukaryota, Viridiplantae, Streptophyta, Magnoliopsida, Amborellales, Amborellaceae. The record is from RefSeq and is a predicted model, not a curated record. Gene Ontology annotation, biological process: mitochondrial L-ornithine transmembrane transport. Gene Ontology annotation, molecular function: L-ornithine transmembrane transporter activity.
CAUAGACUUUUUCCGGAUUUCAUAUAUCUAUUCCAAAUAUCUAGAAAAAUGUUUGAUAUUAAAAAUCUAUAGAUUCUUUUGGAUUUCAAAUACCUAUUCCAAGUAUCUAGGAUUCCUAAUUUCCUCCUAUCCAAACGGGAAUCAAUUUACAAAUCCAACCCUGCCCUUCAGGCCCAUCUCUCUCUAGCUUUGCAGAAAGCAUGGUGGGAGCGUAGUGGCGAGGUGUCGAAAUGGAGGAAGGCCUCAAGGAGUACGCAGCAGGGUUUGCUGCCGGGAUCGCAACUGUUAUAACUGGCCAUCCUUUUGACACAGUCAAGGUGAAGCUGCAGGCCAACAAUACUGGACUUCAUGGGAAGAAGUAUAGGAAUGCUCUCCAUUGCACUGCCCACAUUUUGAGAACUGAAGGAAUAAGAGGACUUUACAAAGGUGCUACAUCAUCUUUUAUUGGAGUUUCAUUUGAGAGUUCCCUGAGUUUCGGCUUUUAUUCUCAGGCAAAAGCAGCAUUGCAGGGCGAAUGGGAUAGUGAAACCCCACGCCUUCAAACGAUUUUUCCUUCAGGAGCUUUUGCCGGAGCCAUAAUCAGUUGCAUACUUUGUCCUGCUGAGUUGAUCAAAUGUAGGCUGCAAGUUCAAGGGGUGGAACCCAUUGCUUCUCAGAAAUGCCAAAUAAGAUACAGUGGUCCUCUUGAUUGUGCUACUGAAACAAUCAAGCACGAAGGGGUAAAGGGUUUGUUUCGUGGUGGUCUUGUAACCCUCUUAAGAGAAGCGAUUGGCAAUGCUGUCUUCUUUAGCACUUAUGAAUACAGUCGCUUCUACAUGCAUUCUCAAGCAAAGUCUGCUUUGUCGAGCAGGAGCCAAGCCCAAGAUUUGGUUCUUGAUGUAGGAAUUGGCAUUAUCAGUGGCGGGCUUGCCGGUAUGUCUUUUUGGUCUGUUGUCUUGCCUUUGGAUGUGGCAAAAACUAUUAUUCAGACUGAUAAGAAAGCUAGCCGGAAUCCAUUUGACACAUUGAGCUUGGUGUACAAGAGAGUUGGUAUAAGAGGAUGUUAUGCUGGCCUGGGACCAACAUUGACGAGGGCUUUCCCUGCAAAUGCGGCUGCUAUUGUUGUUUGGGAACUUACGGCCAAGGCUCUCGGGAUCAGGCCCUCUAGCAACUGAUAUUGUGCCCUUUUGUUUAUCAAAAGAAAAAAAUAUUUGUGGCAAUUUUGAUGGUCUUCUAUUUCCUAUGGUGCCAUGUUACCCUAUUGAUGGUGUAUCUUUAUCUUAUGACAUGUGUGAGAGAGAGUAAUUGUAAUGAGAGAGGGUAGAAUAAGGAAGCAUUUGGGUGCCAUGUGGCAUUUGGUCUCUAUAGGGUGCAUAAGAGAGGGGAGGAAGCAUUUGGGAGGCAUAUGGCAUUUGAUCUUGAGAGAGAGAGAGUACUUGGAAUAAGGUGGCAUAUGGCGUUUGAUCUCUAGAAAGUUAACCUUUUGUAGCUGGUGUCACCUUCGUGAAAGUAA